Molecule: messenger RNA, 1898 nt
Organism: Artibeus jamaicensis (Jamaican fruit-eating bat)
Lineage: Eukaryota; Metazoa; Chordata; Mammalia; Chiroptera; Phyllostomidae
Gene: SH3YL1
Product: SH3 and SYLF domain containing 1
Exons: 11
Coding region: 135-1214 (359 amino acids)
Cellular component (GO): ruffle membrane
Molecular function (GO): protein binding; phosphatidylinositol binding
Source: RefSeq, a predicted model, not a curated record
UCCUUGCGCUGGGAGGCGGAGCCGGGAGGAGCGUGCCCUUCCUCUUCCUGGCUGGGCAUCUGCGGCUGGAGGGGCGCCGGAGCGGGCCGGGCUGGGGUCACAAGGCCUCAGCCUGAGCUCACUGUCUGUGAUCAAUGUGCGAAUCAUUUCCACAUCCUAAACCCAUUCCCAGCUUUGGAGGUCUCCAAAUGAAUAACCCUAUACCUUCCAACUUGAAAUCAGAAGCAAAAAAGGCUGCUAAAAUUCUAAGAGAAUUCACAGAAAUAACUUCCAGAAACGGACCUGAUAAGAUCAUUCCUGCCCACGUGAUUGCCAAAGCCAAGGGCCUGGCGGUCCUGUCGGUGAUCAAAGCGGGGUUCCUGGUGACCGCCCGAGGAGGCAGCGGGAUCGUGCUGGCGCGUCUUCCCGAUGGAAAGUGGUCCGCACCCUCGGCCAUCGGGAUCGCGGGGCUCGGCGGGGGAUUCGAGGUCGGAAUCGAGGUCUCCGAUCUGGUUAUCAUUUUGAACUACGGCCGAGCAGUAGAAGCUUUUGCGAAAGGUGGCAACCUGACCCUUGGAGGGAACUUCACUGUGGCAGUGGGGCCCCUGGGAAGGAAUUUAGAAGGAAACGUGGCCUUAAGAAGCUCUGCCGCCGUCUUCACGUAUUGCAAGUCCAGAGGGCUCUUUGCCGGCAUAAGUUUAGAAGGCAGCUACUUGAUUGAAAGGAAAGAAACCAAUCGAAAGUUUUAUUGUCAAGAUAUUCGAGCUUAUGACAUCUUGUUUGGAGAUACCCCGCGGCCUGCUCAAGCGGACGACCUUUAUGAAAUUCUGGAUUCCUUCACUGAAAAGUAUGAGAAUGAAGAGCAGCGAAUCAACGCGAGGAAAGCGGCCCGGGAGCAGAGGCGGGCUUCGGCUAAAGAAUUGCCUCCGAAACCAUCGUCCAGAACUCCACAACCGGCGCAAGGCCAGCUGACCUCUGGCUCUCAGGGUAACAGAAAUGAAUACAAGCUCUACCCCGAACUUCCCAGCUACCAUGAGAGAAUUGGCGAUUCAAACCGGCCCAUAGAAGUGACCGCUCUGUACUCUUUCCAAGGACAACAGCCGGGGGAUCUGAGUUUUCAGGCUGGAGACAAAAUCACAGUCACGUCGAAGUCAGAGUCGCACUUCGACUGGUGGGAGGGGAAGCUUCGAGGCCAGACCGGCAUUUUUCCAGCCAACUAUGUGACCAUGAAUUAAAGUUCGUUAUUUUCUUCUCUGAGAAUUACAAAAAGUAAUUAUUUCCACACUAACAGGAUUUACUGUCCAGUUAAGCACUGUUUUCUGUAAGUUUAAAAAUUUGACAAGAAUAAGAAAUAAAAGGCAUCCAGGUUGGAAAGGAUAAAUGUUUUACUUUAUGUAAAGGAACUUGUUUUUUCAUCUGCAAAUAAAUGAUUAACUUACACAUCUUUAAAUGCUUUGUACUAAUUUUAUCACAUAUGCUAUUUAAUAGUUAAGAUCCUCAAUUUAUAUGGUCACAGUCCUUUUGUGUUUAUUUUCAAACAUCACUAAACAUUUGAUUUGGCAAUGUAUAUGGUAGCUGUUUAUUUUAAUUUAAGAAUCUUGAGGGUAGAGGCAUAAAUACCAAUACAUUUGUUUCAAUUUGCAAAAAAGAGAAAAUCAGCUUCCAUAGGGUAGCAGUAGUAAUACUUAGAGCCGUAGGUGUUACCCAGAAUAUGAAUCCUUAAAAAUUAUCUUUACACCUUUAAAGAUUAUGUAUAGACAUGUAUAGUAGGAAUGAACUAUUUAAAAGAUGUUCAGCUACUAUGCACUUGAAAAAGAUAAUAUCCACUAAUUUUUUUCUUUAUAAGGGUAUGAUGUUCAUCUCCAGCAGUCGAAUGCACUUACAUUGACGUGGUUUAUCUGUCCCUAAAUAAAGGUGUU